ACGCACGUGUUGAACGAAUAACCAACAAAAGACAAUAUUUAAUAAUUAGUAACUAAAUAAAGAUAUUUUAGAAUUUAUAAUAUUUGUUAAAAAUGUCUGUGAAACAAAGUAAAAAACGUAAAGCAUCAGGCGAUGUUGACAAUGGUGCUUCUCCUGAACAAAAACGACGUACAAAAAAUAAAAGUGUAACUUCUGAGUUAAAUGAUGAGAGUAAAAUUGAUGAAAUAGAAGAAAAAAAUGAUACUGCGAAUUCUUCCGAUAAAAAAGUUGUUGAACAGAACGGGCACGAUGCAAAUUCUGAAAAUGAAGAUGACCAGGAAGAUAAUGAUGAUGGUCAAUCUGAAGAUGAAAAUGAAAAUGAGAAUGAUACUAAAGAGGCUCUGCCCCCUUUGGAUAUGAAAACUUUUAGGAAUGAACUGAAUGGAUCUUCUGAAAAUGCUUUAGCAGUGCUCAAGAGAUUCAAUCGUUCUUCACCCGAUACAGUAAGUGAUUACCUAAGAACUGGCGGAAAUGCUUUUGAAAUUUUAAGUGUAAUUAGUAAAAUAGAUAAAAAAAACACUAGAGAAGCCAUGAUAAUAUUCGAAGCUUUACACCGGGUUUUGUUUGAAAUUAUUGCUAAUUAUGCACAUCUUAUACCAAAUGCUUUAGAAGCCUGUAGAUAUCUUAUGAACACACAUAUGAAUUUCGUUCACACUAUGUUAAGUUCAACGGGCAAAGCUAUACAGAGAAAGUCAGCUUUAAAAUUACUCACUGCUAUGGUAUCGGUAAACUCAUUGUUAGGAAGAGAUAUAUUAAGUCAUUUAAGUUUGCAUUUACAAAUUAUUGAAAUGUUAUCCAUGCAAAUCAAUCCUUUCGACAAAGGCAGUGUGCGAGUUUGUUUUAUACACUUUCUAAUGUCUUUUCUGGUUGAAGGAGAUUUACCUUUGAUACGCCAAUUCUUAAGUCGCAAAGGUAUUCUGAGUGCUAUAAUACCAGAUUUAAUAUACGAUCUACCCAGCACUGUAAAUUUAGUUUUGACUACUAUAAGAACGUGUGUGCUUGAGAAUAUAAAUAUUUCCAAAACACUCAAAAUGCAAACGUUUAACACUUUUGUGGUGCAGCAUUUGGUUAAAUUGUAUGAUUGGUUGGGACCUUGCAAUUUUGAAAAAAAUAAAACCAGAAGAAAGUCGAAAUUUAAGCAAACUGUAACUGAAGUGAGUGCAGAUGAUAAAGAAAUUGUUUUGAAGUCUGUACAUGAUUUAAUGCUUGUUUUGUGUACCUCGUACAGAUUCGGAAUUGUGUUCAGGAAUAAAAGUUUCGGCAAAACCAAUAACAAUCCUUUGUUAAAUAUGAUACUUAAAAGUAUUGACAAACCUUGGGAAAACGAGCGAAAGCAAGAUUUGGUAAUAGCUUCGUUAGAAGCUUGUCCGGAUUUGUACCAAAAUUAUAUGCAACAAAUUUGUUCUUAUUUGCAACCAAGAAAUUCUAACGCUUGGGCCAAAACUGUAUCGUUUGUUUAUAAUUUAAUAUCCAGAAUAACGCCGGAUAAAUUAAUAAAUUAUAAUGAGCAAGUGAGCUUGAAACAAUUGUCUAAUACUGUAGGAUUAAUAUAUAUGCCUGUGCAUGUUUUGAAAUAUUUUAACGACGAGUUUUUCCAAACAAAUAAGGACGUUGCUGUUGAGUACGAGGCUUUGAAAUUGUUUCAAAUUAUGUUGAAGCAAGUUAAUGCUUCGAUAAAUUAUAUGAAAACGAACCAAAGUGAUACUCAGCAGUUUCAAAAAUAUAUCACAGAACAUAUUUCUAACACAUUUCCUUCGAUUGAUAAUAUAUUAGGCUGUUGGAUACUUGCUUCUAAACUAAAAUCUGAAAAUGAAAGUGCAGAAGCUGAUGUUGAAAUCAAAAAACCGUCCAUUGAUGCACACAGAGAACUUAUUCUAGACUUAUUAAUCUCUUACAACAAUUGCAAUUCUAACGCUUACCAUAAUGUAUCAAUAACUUUAGAUUCUGAAGAUAUUUUAGAUAAAAUCACCAGUUUCAACGAUGGUACGAAAAUCGAUUCCGUUUGUAUGAAAACUUUAGAACUAUUGAUGCAAAUUAAUUCAAAAGAAUUUGUACCAAACACCAGACUAUUUGAAAAAACAUUUUUAAUACUCUUAAAGCAAUUUGUCACCGACAGUUCUGAGUAUGUUAAAAAUUUGAUCCUAAAAUUGAUGAAUUUAACAGGUUUAUAUGAUGCUAAUAAGACGGAAAUGGAAAUUUGGUUACACGGUUUUAAAUACAUUGAUGAAGAACACACAAACGCGGUUAUCAAUUUUUUGUACCAAGUAAUUGAUGAGUCUUCAAAAAGUAUUUUUAAAUAUUUUGAUAAAUUGUCUUUAUUGAAAAAACAAGCCCAAGUAGAUGAUAACGAGUUUGUUGCACGCAAAUCUGCUUAUGAUGAUUUAUUUGAUAAUAUUGAAAAUAUUGAUGAUAAUUCGUAUACGAAUUUAGAAAUUAAUAACUUAGGACCGGUUUUAAUUUGUGCUGUUGAAUUAUUAGAGCACAAAAAGUAUAAAAAUGACCAGGGCGUAAAAUUGUAUUUGUCUCACGUUGCUUUGUAUUUAUAUCAUAAUUAUUAUUCGUACAGAGUUGUUUCUCAUGUGAUAAAAAAUACUGGAUUGGCGUUAUUUGAAGAGUAUUUGGAAUCCUGGAUGGCACUCAGUGUUAUCACACCUUUGAAAAAAAUUUGUGGAAAAAAGACUUUGAUGUGCAAAGUAAGCAAAGCAGUUUUGGCUGAGGAAUCUAUAGAUGUUUUUAAAAUUUUGGGUUUAAACAAUUGUGAGGAGGGUAUAGAAAAUAGCUUAAAUAUUUUGGGACAAGUUUGUGUCCUGGAAAAAGAUUUAAACAACGUAGAAAUAUUUUGUUUGCUGAAUAUGUGCAUAUUUUAUAUAUCAAGACUAACACAAGUUUCAUUGCUGACUGAAAAUAUUGUAGAAAACGCGCAAAAAGUAUGUUUUGCUUUAUGUGAUAUCAUGUACCACAAAAAUAAGAGCGUAUUAAGCGAUGCAAUGAAAUUAUUCCUUACAAACCCGGUUAUUUUGCAACAUUUCAAUCCUAUACCAAAAAAGAAACAAAGUUUAGUGACAAACUUUGUCACAAAUUUUGUUAAACAUUUAAAAAGCAAAAAUGACAUCACUUACCUUAUGUACCAACAAUAUUUGUUACCAUACAGAUCUAAAGUUGUACGUUCGAUGAAAAAAGCGAUUGAAAAAGAAACUGUUUUGAAAAAUAAUGAUGCUAUUGAUGUCUUGGAUUUGUUCAAUAUUACAUUUGAAGAAUCCUUAACAAUUUUGGGAAUGUUGGUGGAGCUUGAUUACAAAAAUUUUAUAUCUGCUGAAAAUGAUGCAUCAAAUUGGUCUAAUGCUUUGGUAUUUGCAUUAAACAAAAUUUGCAGUUUGAGUACAAAUACUGACAAAUUAGAUAAAAUUAGUACAGAAGUUUGUUCAAACUUAUCAUCACUGUAUGUAAAUUUGAAAACAAAACUUGAUGUUGAAAUUAAUUUUGAUACUUUGGAAGAUUAUUUAUACAAGUUGCUUUCAACGUUUCCUCAAAUCGUCGUAGAAUUUUCCAAAAAAUUCAAACAUUUGCUAGGGAGUAGCAGAAUUAGUAAAAACACUGCUAAAUUGAUUUCACUAUGUUUAGAACGUGAUUGGGCCCAAAAAAGUUAUUUCAUCAAGUACGUGAACAAGACUGAAAAUAUAUCAAAAAAAGAAAUUAUAUUUCCUUUACUAACUGCAGCCCUAAAUCAUAAUUUCAACGACGAAACAGUUUUGCAAAAUGUGUUCAACGAACACAAAGUGAGUAUUCAGAAGGUUAUAGAGAAACCACAUAAAGCUGGUCAAAUGUAUAAAGACAAUUACAAAAUGAUAGCCUAUAUUGUGAAUAAAUGUAUGGAUAUACCAGUUUGCCAAGGUUUUACUAACAAAAUUUUGAAGUUUGAAGUUGCAGAACAAUUUCACAUUGAAAUUUUGCAUGAGGUCUACAUGAAAGUGGCUUUAGGCAAAACGAAAGAUAAAAAGUUUAUAGAAAACUACUAUAUUGUUUUGAUAAUGCUGUUGAAUAUAACUUUACGCCAAGGUACUACAGAUUUAGAUAAAGUAUUAUUUAUCCUGGACAAAAUUAAUAAAUGGACAAUGAUGUUUGGUGACGAGUCGUUUAAUCGUGGUAACAUUUUAAAACAUGGCAGUUGGGAAAUAUUUUGUAAGCUUGCGUUGAAAAAUGGUUUGAAAUCAGCAAAAUCCACAGAUGCAUUUGAGUAUAAUAAUGGUGUUUUGUUAAAAGUUUUGGCACUUUUGUGUAAAGUCUUCUACCAAGAUGAAAGUGAUGAAGCUUGUACGAUUUUCCAAAUGGCAGUUUCGCACUCAGAGUUUGUGAAUGUUAUUUUACAAACCGAAGACAAUGAUGCCAAAACAUAUUUGCUUGAACUUAUGUGGUGUAUCGUGCAAAAAAAUAAAUCAGUAAUGCAAACCUCACAUGUUCCUGUAUAUUUAGGCGCGUAUCACGCCUCUUUAUCAACUAGCGACAGGUUGAUUUUGGCUUUACUUCAAUUUUACGAAAAAUCAGGAGUCAGUUUGUACGAAUACAGGCCGUUUUUGUGGGGCGAAACUGCUGUGAAUCAUUAUUCGCUCAAAGGUUCAAUAGGCAACAAUUUGUGGCGACAACCUUCGAUGAACGAAGUACUAGAUUUACUAGACUCGAAUAUGGUAGAUAACACCAUAAAGUAUUAUCCUGUUACCAGAAGUAUGGACGCAACUGAACAGAUAUAUUUUGAAAACGAAGAAGGAAAAUCGGGACACCAAUACGAAAAUCGUUUGUUGGAAAAAUGUAUCGAUCGUGCGAUUUUGCAGCAUGAAGACAACACGGUGUUAUCAAAAGUGCUGAAGAAUGGAACAAGUAUGUUGAUGUCUGCUCCUGAUUUGAACAGAUCGAGUGAGAUUUAUGAUCCAGCGUUUUUCCUGCCGCUGUUUUCGCUGCUGUUUGCACCAGAAGCUGCACCAGCUACUGGUAAAGCAGCUGUUAGUGGAGUGACGUCGCUGAUUUGGAGGGCGAUGGGUUCCCGGCAAUCUGAUACGAGGUCUGCGGCUUGUCUGGCCUUGACCAGGGUACGAGGACACAUUGAUGCCCAAAGAUAUGCAAAAGAUAAAGACCUAUGGUUACAUUCAAUAGACUUUGUCCGAAGAGCCAUAUCAGAAGAGCAAACCGAAGAACCUGAUCUUUCCACUGCACCUAGUUUAUCCUCCAUAACUUCCUUAUUCCUAUCAAGGACAUCAAGAGUUCUAACACAACCUUUGAACGGUCUCUACAACCCUUUAACAAAUUAUUUAGUCGUCAAAGAAAGAAUGGAAUUAAAAACAGUGCCUGAGAUGUUAUUACUUCUUCACAGUCCAAACCCGGAAUAUAAAAUCCACAGAGUGUGGAUGUUAGAACUACUUCGAGAUGGUGUAAAAACAACCGAUGAUUUUGAAGUAAUGUUAAAUAGCUGUGCAUAUAAGUUGAUCAUGGAUUUUUAUACAUGUACUAUAUGUGAUAAGGAUUGCAAAAUUUUAAUAUUGAACAUAAUGAAUAAUACGAUUAAAAUACCAAAAGCAGCUAAACUUCUUGCAGAAGGACAUGGACUGUUGCCAUGGUUGCUGGGUGUGAUUACAACUUUAAAUCAGACAGAAUUCGAUUUAAUAUCUGCUGUUAUAGUUUUGAUUAAUAAUUUAAGAUGUAGCUUGAUUGCUUAUAAUUUAAACCAACAUUUAAUAUCUAGUAAUGUAAUGGAUGCCCAAAAUUUGAUUUUAUCAGAUCACACAACUACUUUCCUUUGUACUUUGAUUACUAUGUUAUCACAAAAACUAACGCACCCUAUUGAUAAUUUAAUAAGUAUUUGUGAAAAAGUUUUCAAACAAGAUACAGAGUGUAAAAUUCUUUUGCAAACUAAAGCAAAUCAUGCUCAACCUUUGAAAAUUUUAGUCAAUUCUAUUUUAAAUUCGGAUGCAGAUCCAUAUGCAGAAUAUGGAAUUAAAUAUUUAAAAUUGCUUAUAAGGAGUUGGUUGAAACAUGAAGAAAUUUGUUAA
This is a messenger RNA of Ctenocephalides felis (cat flea), 6077 nucleotides long. Its product is annotated as nucleolar pre-ribosomal-associated protein 1. NCBI's taxonomy places the organism in Eukaryota, Metazoa, Arthropoda, Insecta, Siphonaptera, Pulicidae. The record is from RefSeq and is a predicted model, not a curated record. The transcript is spliced from 4 exons. The coding region runs from base 93 to 6077 and encodes 1994 amino acids. Gene Ontology annotation, cellular component: nucleolus. Gene Ontology annotation, biological process: maturation of LSU-rRNA from tricistronic rRNA transcript (SSU-rRNA, 5.8S rRNA, LSU-rRNA); maturation of 5.8S rRNA from tricistronic rRNA transcript (SSU-rRNA, 5.8S rRNA, LSU-rRNA).